Linum tenue is the source of this 4157-nucleotide messenger RNA. Lineage: Eukaryota; Viridiplantae; Streptophyta; Magnoliopsida; Malpighiales; Linaceae. The record is from the annotation of a GenBank genome assembly.
AUGAAGCUUCGCCAUCGCCGAAGCUUUUUCGCCUCUACGGUCUUGCUCGCAAUCGUCUUCCUCCAUAUCUCCGACAACCCAGAUAGCGUUUCCGCUCAGGAAUCCGAUGGAAGUAGUUGCAUUCUCGACAUCCAACCCCCCGCUGACGAUACCAGCUGCGAUGGUGAUCGCCGGCGUCAGGCCGGCAACUGGGGAGGCUUCAUCGACGGCGGUGAUGAUUGCUGCACACCUGCUUUCGACGACUACUUGUUCGGAUUGGCCCGGUGGGCUUCUCAAUCGGGUCAGGUAUUCUUGAAUUCCGCGGACCAGAGCCGCUGCCUGACCGGAACCAGCUGCGGCUUCGACAAGCUCACCCGCGGAGCUAGCGGCUGUUCAAGCUUUACAGUGGCUGAUGUUGCUUACAAGCUGAAACCCCAGCUGGAAUCACUUGAUCAGGGCUGCAAUUUCACCGAGGAUGCUUCCAGUCAGCACUGCAGCAGAUGUUCUGCGAAGUGGGAGGAGAUUCGGGCGUCGUUGGACCAUGGGUCGAGCUCUGAAACUGAGCUAUGCAGGUUUGCAGUUCUGGUCACAUUGACCAGCAACUGGGCUGGUUCGAGAGACCAAGUUCAGCCACUCUAUGGCUGCCUUUCUCAAGAAAUCCUGAUCGUGAGCCUUAGCGUUGGGGGAGUGGCAGCGAUCCUCGUGUUGCUGCUAUGGAUCAUGAGCAGAAGGAAGUCUCAGCAAACACGAUCACCGGCUGAAUCUGGUUCCUUGCGUACUGCACAAAAAAAUCUGAACUUCAAGCAGCCUAACAAUCUCAAGAUAUCGAUAAAGGAGAUUUACUCGGCAACAAAUCAUCUCACUGAAUCGAACUUCAUCGGUCAAGGGAUAGCCGGAAAGGUUUACAAAGGGAAAUUGUCGGAUGGGCAGGCGGUUGCAGUGAAGCACAUAGUGAGUGAUGGCCAUGUAGAGACCUUUGUGAGAGAGGUCACCAGUCUUUCUCAUGUCAAACAUCCUAACCUCGUAGCUUUAACCGGAUGUUGCAAGCAUGAAGAUGAGUACUUCCUGGUUUACGAGCUCUGCGAAAAUGGCAACUUAUCAGAAUGGCUCUACAUAAUCGGACAGCCCACCAACAUUCUUCUUGAUUCCAAUUUCCAAGCAAAGCUGUCGGAUUUCGGGCUUUCCAAGGUUAUGAACUUGGGACAGUCGUUUGUGAGUUCAGAAGUGCGGGGAACGUUUGGUUAUGUGGAUCCCGAGUAUCAGAGGAACCAUCAUGUCAAUGCUAAGGGGGAUGUCUAUAGUUUUGGGAUAGUGUUGAUGCAAAUUCUAUCUGGACAGAAGGUGAUCAACAUGAAUCAUAACACACAUAUGCAGCUCAACAAAAAGGCCUCGUACAUAGCCACAUCAGGGAAUAUCGCAGAAUUUGCUGAUCCUAAACUCAACGGGGAGUAUUCUACUGAAGCGUUUGAGAUUUUAUUCAAGCUGGCCCUGUCAUGCUCAGGUGGUAAGAAGGACAGACCAACAAUGGAGAUGGUGGUGACAAGAUUAGAGAAAGCACUUGACAUCUCUAUGAGAUCGUCGAGCUGAAGAAGCGUGAACACUCCCAAUCAAGCUAACCCAAAAGGCCUUGUUUAUAUCAAAUUCAAGAAAGUACUAGACUUCUCAAUGAGAUCGUCAAGAUGACAAAGGGUGAACAAAUCCAAUCAAGCUGACCAGAAGGCCUUGCUUGUGUAUCAAAUAUGAAAAUCUGUAGUACAUCAUUACACUUCUACAACACUAAGUUACUACAGUAUCAUUUCAUAUACAACGCAGGAAAAGAAUUACAACAGAAUAGAUGUGUAUUUUUGUACAAAGCUUCAUUUUAAAAAUGUAGAAGCCAAGACAAUGUGAUGUUGGUAGCUCUUCAAAAACCCGAGCUAAUGUCAACAAAAACAAAGGAGGCAAGCAUCCUCUACACGAUUUCAGUGUAUAUACAGUGGGCAGAUGCUUGCAAAUGAAAUGAAAAGAAUGAAAAAUGUGGUAUACCCAAAUGAAAAAAAUGGCUUUGGGUUUACCACGCAUGAACAAAUCGUUCCCGAGGAAGAACUGUUGCUUUCGAAGUGGAGGAGGUUCUUUCAUAGAAUUCAUGAAGAACCUUAAUGAGAGCACCAGCUUUCUUGCUUGCUCGAGAUGUGCCUUCGCUGAGUUGGGAAUAUAAUGAACCCAUCAGAGAAGGGCUACGAACCAGAUAAACCACCACAUCUUCACCACCAUUGAUGGAUAUAGCAAGCAACAGGCAGACACAAUGCUCCAUUGCGGCCCUUGGAUUGGCAGCAGCCAAAAUCCGCACAACCUGAGGCAAAGCUCCGCAUCUAAUAAUCGCUUUUGCCCCCUCAGGUUUCUCAGCUAGUGUUGCCAGAACUGCUAAAGAAUCCGUCACAACCUCGUGUCUGUCUGAAGAGAUCAAGACAUCGAGAAGUAAAGGAACUGCUCCAGAUGCAAGAACCCUCCAAUGGUUUCCUGAAUGCAUCAGCAGCCCAUAGAUUGCAACAAGAGCAUUCUUUUUCCCUCUGUAGUUUGCUUCUUUGACCAUCUCUACCAAAUACGAGAUAGCUUCUGUGGUUUCACCAAUCAAUUUCCUGUACUCCUCUACUGAAGAGAGAUAGAAGAGUGUUGCAGCUGCAUGCUGCCUAGCUGCCUCCACCUUCACUCCCUUCUUCAGCAUAUCUACAAUGAAUCUCAACCCACCAUUCUCAGCAAUCAAAGCCUUGCUUCUCGAAUGCUUUGAGAGAUUCAGGAUGGCUGCAAUGGCAUUCUCCUGACAAGAACCGUCUUCUUCUUCUGAAGACAGCAAUUCCAAGAGAGCAGGAAUAACUCCGGCUUCCACCAAACAAGACCUGUUAAAAAUGUUUGUUUUGCUGAGAAGCCGGAUCUCAUAAGCUGAUCUGUUCCUCCAUUUAUAAUCCCCACCAAGGAGCUUAUCGGCCAGAAAUCUAGCUGCAGCUUUCAUAGCACAUUCAGCAGCCAAACUCCCAGCAGCAGCCGUUCUGGUUAUGUCCCGGGCGUUGCGACUGGAAUCAACAAAUGGGAUGCCAUUUGCAAGGCAAUAGCGCUGAAUCAAUUGCUUCAGAGCAACGUUGGGUACAAACUCUGUGCUUGACAACUUGUUCCCUGUGUUGGGACAGGUUGCAUUUCCAGCCCUGAACCAUUUCAGAAUCGAGCAACGUUCGUAAGUAUGCCCCGUCUCGAUAGUGACCGGAUCCCUCAUGAUUUCAAGAGAAAUCGGGCAGCGGAAAUCGUCCCCGUCAAGGGAACCCAGCAACUCAUCGUUACGGCUUUCACCCUCGCAGUGAACUGGCGGAUCGGAUUUGCCGUCGACUGAAUCGAACAACACGCACCUAGCGUAACUCGCGAACCCUAGCAGGCUACUCAGCAGUUGCAAUUCUCUUCUCAUUUCCUUAUUGUUCGAAUAGUGAAACUCAAUCUCAGAGUCCAAGAAGUUUACCUCCCUGUAGCAGUCGCUCCAUUUCUUCACCCCGAUGUAGUCCAGGACUCGCUUGACCUCUCCGCGAUCGGGGACCUCGCCGCUCUCGAACCGGCUCAAGAUCGCCAGGACAUCGGCCAUGGCUAUUUGGGCAUCCGCUCCGACUUCGAACCUCGUCUCUCUCGCUUGUCUCGUCACCAACUCGGCCACCUCCAUCGCCUCGCGCGGCAGAUCGAGAGCCUCGAGCGGCAGGACCUCCAGAGCCGUAGCCAUCUCGCGAACGAGAACCCGGAAAUGAUUGGCGACCCGAUCCGACUCCAUCAGCAUCCAGAUCCGGGCGCCGUCGUCGCGGGUGCAGUCGUCGAGCAGGUACAAGACCUUCUGGACCGUGAAGUGGAGCUCCGAGAGGCCGAGGAGGAGCGAGUCGGGAACGGCGGAGAACCGGAUUUCCUGGAGGAGGAUGAGGAGGUUACCGACCUGGCGUAUGGUUUGGCGCGCAUUCCGUGCGUUGCUGCUGCCGAACGACUUGGAUGAUCUGUAGUCGCAGGCAGAGCGGCAUAGGCAGACGAGGGAAGCGAGGAGCGUCGCCGGAGCUAUGGUUUCGCAUGGGUGAACCGCCGGGAAGGUCAGAAUCCGGCGAGUGGGGAUGUAGGGCUUUUGGAUCAUGAAGAUGAAGACAAAAAGAAGAAAAAGGGGGUGGAUUUAGAUUUUGUUC